AUGUCCUGGGAGAUGCAAUUCACUGAGGUAGAGAGCGCUGACCGACCGCAGGGCAAUGACCUUCUGCCAACUGUCACAAUGACGCCGAUCCAAGGACCGCACUAA
Messenger RNA from Echinococcus granulosus, 105 nucleotides. RefSeq lists its product as hypothetical. Bases 1 to 105 code for a protein of 34 amino acids. NCBI's taxonomy places the organism in Eukaryota, Metazoa, Platyhelminthes, Cestoda, Cyclophyllidea, Taeniidae. The record is from RefSeq and is a predicted model, not a curated record. The transcript is spliced from 2 exons.